Branchiostoma belcheri (Belcher's lancelet) is the source of this 3216-nucleotide messenger RNA. RefSeq lists its product as uncharacterized. Lineage: Eukaryota; Metazoa; Chordata; Leptocardii; Amphioxiformes; Branchiostomatidae. Gene Ontology annotation, biological process: multicellular organism development; cell differentiation. The record is from RefSeq and is a predicted model, not a curated record. The transcript is spliced from 17 exons. The coding region runs from base 30 to 2372 and encodes 780 amino acids. Gene Ontology annotation, molecular function: protein binding.
ACCUCAGCAUUCCGACCGUCUUCGAUCAGAUGACAGCGAACUUCCAGAGCCGUUACCCGGAAGACGCGGAGCAGGUGACCGUGUUCCCGUGGACGUUGGUGGACUACCGCAUGUUCCUGGCACAGACCGUCGGACUGUCCGAGUACCGCGACUUCGCCAACUUCGGCGGCGUGCACGACGGGGAACUCUACUUUGUGGACAUCUAUCCACACGACACGUACGAACGAGGUGCCAACCUUGACAAUCUGCUUGAGAAAUGGGGAGAGUACUGGAAACGACUAUCAACUGAUGGGGCCAACCCAGCAUCGACCAACUUCAUGAUGCCGUACAAAGUACUGGGCAGCACCAGGACGUUCCUGCUAGUAUCGUGGCCUGGUAACGAGGCAGUGGACAGGAACCUGAACCAGUUCCCGAUGAUCAGCGAGUACGCAGACGCGAUAGACGUGGCGGUCAAGAGCAUCGUUCCCUUCGACGAAUACGAGCGCCAACUUCUGAGUGGUGUGCCCAGCCCUGGUCCCGGCCUGCCUGACAGAGACCGCGCGAGCGUCGCCACGUCGUCGUGCCGGUACGGAGGUCUGACCGACCCGCUGACGGGGCGCUGCCGCUGUAACAUCGCCUGCCCGCGGGACCGCCGCCCCGUGUGCGGGUCCAAUGGCAGGGAGUACGCCAACGCCUGCAUGCUGCGAUUCGACUCCUGCGAGAGGCAGCAGACCAUAGACAACAUCGGGUCUCCGCCGUGUGGAGCAGAUAACAGCGUGGUGUACAGCGGGUACCUGUACCAGCUGAAUGUCACAGUGAAGGUCACGGACAGCACAUCUGUAAUCGAGUACGGCAAACAGCUCCGCGACUCCUUCAGCACUACCCUGAAGGAACCGGAGGACAGCAUCCUCUACAUGCUGCUGGUAAACGGAGAGCCUACUUUCCUGAUAUUUGUAAACGUCUCCGUGCCAACGACCCUUGACCUGAUGAUGCAUAACUACCUGGUGACGUAUCCCGACGCCGCAGAACACGUAACCAUGACAACCACACCUCUGUCGUCCUACGAGGCUUUCCUGGCGACGACAGUUCUCGUCCGCGAGAAGAAAACGCUGAAACAGUUCGGCGGUGUCCGCAGUGGAGACUUGUACCUUGUGGAUAUGCACUUAGAGGAUACAAACCUGAACAUGGAGAGAAUAUACACCACCAUCGCCGAUGACGCCAAGGCCCUGGCCGCUAACCGACCUUACCCAGAAUCCUCCUCUCUCCUGCAUCCCUUCAAGGUCGUGGGGAGCCUCAGGGAUAUGAUCCUGAUGUCGGCGCCCAGUAAUGAGUUCAUCGACACGCACUUGAGCCGCCUGCCGCGCUUCAAGCAGUUCGGGGACCGUCUGCAGGUCACGGUCAGGGGCGUGGCGAUGUUCGACGACGUCGAGGAACAGAUCGAAGAGAGGAACGGGGCGCCGGCCGCCAUCUCUGCGUCCACGGCGUACGGGGAGCACCAGGUCAGCGGCUACAACAACAACAACGGCGGCAGGUGUCGCUACGGCGGCACCAGGGACAGAUCCGGACAGUGCAAGUGCAGCGAGGUGUGCCACGUGGACUCGGCGCCUGUGUGCGGCUCAGACGGAAAGGAGUACUCGAGCCCGUGUGCGUUAGAGGUGCAGGCCUGCAAACAGCAGAGAGCUAUCGACGUCAUCGGCACUCCACCAUGUGGAGAUAUCCAGUACAGCGGGUUCCUGUACCUGUUAGAGAUCUCAGUCGUCCCUUCGGCAGCGUAUGACGAGGGCGUGGUUCACAUCGGGCAGACCCUGCAGUACUCCUUCUCAGAGACACUCAAGAACCCGAGGGACUCCAUUAUACACAUGCUGAAGGUGGAUGCUGAACCGAAAUACCUUAUAUACGUGAAUGUCUCGUCGCCCGACAUGGUGAGCACGCUGCUGUACAACUACUGGCGGACCGAGCCCGCGCUGGCUGCCCGCAUGACGGUCAGAACCACGCCGCUGGCGCACUACCACGCCUUCCUGGCGACCACGGGCGGGGUGGACGACAUGGACGUGCUGAAGGCGUUCGGAGGCAGGCAGAGCGAGUGGAUGUACCACAUCGACAUUAAUGCUAAAAACACGGGCGUGUCGAUGAAGGAGCUUGUGUCUAAGUGGGUAGAAGACGCGGAGUUCCUGUCGCAGCGAGACACAGACACAGCUGACUACUUCCAGCCCUACAAGGUCGUAGGAAGCACAAGAAUGGUUAUCGUGUUUUCCUCGGAGCGAAACGAGGCCGUAGAUCGGUUCCUGUACAAACUCCCACAAUUCCAAGAGUUCGUUGACACCAUCGAGGUCAGAGUUCACAGCGUGGCCACAUUCAAAGAGUACGAAAGACAGCUGCUCAUACAGAACUAAACACUAAACACAUCUGCUCAUAAUGAGAAGAAAGGGGGUUUCACUAGUUUUAGUUUAAAAGAUAACUUUUGCGUUUAACUGUUUGUAAGUUCAUGUGUUCGUUCAUGUGUUUGUUUCUGCCAUAUGUUGAGAUGAUGUUUAGGUGAUGGCAAAAUGUAAUGUUUGAUUCUGUUGUUACUAAUCUAAGAGGAAGCAAGGCUCUAAAGGCAGACGUGUGUGUUUAGUGUUGAGUGUUUGUGCUCUUUUUUACAGCUUUCAAAUGAUGCAACGAAAUUCACAACCACUUGUUUACAAGAGCCAGACGUUUCGAUGACCGUCUGUCAUCUUCAUCAGGGCUACAGUGAAUGGCUCUUUGUGCACUUAAGCUUCAGUGAACCAGUCAUAAUUGUCCUGAUGAAGAUGACAGACGGUCAUCGAAACGUCGGCUCUUGUCAAACAAGUGAUUGUGAAUAAGAAACAUUGAUAUUCAAUCAUUCACGAACCUGAUGAAAAUACGUAUUUAAAAGUAAUGCAUUUUCUCAGUGAGCACUUCACCAUACUUGAAAGCGGCACAGAAAGAGCAAAAUGACUCAAAAGAACGACACAGAACCCCACGUCUGCUUAGAGUUUAGAGCAAUCAGUUGAGGCCAGUUCCUUUAAGGCCGGUGCCGAUUAUGCCUUCAAGAUUAUGUUUCGUUAAGGAGAUAGCAUCGUAGUAUAUAGAUGAUCAGACUAGAAUAUUUCAUGUGAUGUCUUCAAGAUUUGUUUUUGAAAGAGUGUUGCCUUAGCCUGGAAUCCAGCCAUCAAAGCAGUACUCUCUCUUUGAAGACAAAGCAAAGGUAGCUUGGAGCGGAUGUAACGUAGC